AAAGCAACCGGAAGAAUAUAAAAAGAAAAGAAAAGAAAGAAAAACAGUUCAUACACUUCAUAUUUAUUAUCUCUCUUCGACAAGUCUCUUGUCGAAAGCUUAGCCCUUCGUUACAACUCAACUUCUUCGCUUUUGAUCCCACACCAAGAGGUCUGAGCUUUCUUCUCUCUCUAGCAUGCAAAAGGGUAUAAUAGAAUUUGAAGGACUAUGGAUGGCACAAGUAAAUCUACUGAAGUCUACCCAUCUGAAAGAUCGUCUGGAUCAAACUAUAUUUUUGAAGAUCCUGAACUGUUUCCUCGAGUUGGCACUGAAUACCAGGCAGAAAUCCCUCCUCUUCUGGACAUGUGUGGCUAUGGGCAGCUUGCAAGUGAAUCAUACAAUAUAAGCAUUAAACAUGACAUAUCAAAUUCUUACCCGAUGGAUUUACCUAUUCCAGUCAUGUGGAUAUAUGAUGAGAGUGAGGAAAAAAGAGGUGAGCUUAAGGAAGCUUGUGGUAAUGGGAGUGGCUCUUUAAGAUCUGAAAACAACAAGAAGGGGAGAAUUACUUCAGAUAGUGUCAAUGGAGGGACCAAAACCGUCUCUUUGCUUGAUUUUAUGGAGAAUGGGGAAAAAUCAGACGGGAUACAAUGUGUUCCAUCUGUGGUUUUGAGUGAAAUCAUUGGACAGAAAGCUCACACUGAUCAUUGGGAUGGCUGCUAUCUUGUUCCGGGCAUACCUAAUGAAGAUUGGAAUGGCAUUGAAUAUUCUAGCUUCCUCCUUGGCUUGUAUAUUUUUGGGAAAAACCUUUCUGUUGUUAGUAGGCUUAUAGGGAGUAAAAAUAUGGGAGACAUAUUGUCAUACUAUUAUGGGAAGUUUUACAGAUCUAGAGAUUAUCAGAGAUGGUCUGAUUGUCGCAAGGUAAAAGGGAGGCGGUGCAUAUAUGGUCAAAGAAUUUUCAUGGGCUGGAGGCAGCAGGAGCUCAUGUCCCGAUUGUCGUCCCGUGUCUCUGAGGAAUGUUAUCAUAUGUUGGCUGAGAUCUCUAAACUGUUUGGAGACGGAAAGAUGACGCUUGAAGAGUAUGUAUUCUGUUUGAAAGAGAAGGUCGGCAUCAACAACUUCGUUGAAGCUGUAGCCCUGGGCAAAGGAAAGAAGGAUCUGACCGGAACCGCUUUGGAGUCAACAAAAGCCAAUCCUUCUUUACCUGUCCGUUCUGAAGUUCCUAUAGGAAAAGCAUGCUCUUCUCUUACAACAACUGAAAUUGUCAAAUUAUUGACUGGCAAUUUCCGUCUAAGCAAAGCCCGAUCCAACGAUCUUUUCUGGGAAGCCAUUUGGCCUCGUCUUUUAGCACGGGGGUGGCAUUCAGAGCAGCCUAGUGAUGUCGUAUAUGCUGGUACAAAGCAAUCUUUAGUUUUUCUUGUGCCAGGUGUCAAAAAAUUUUCAAGAAGAUUAGAGAAAGGAAUCCACUUUUUCGAUUCAGUCGCUGAUGUUUUGCAGAAAGUUGCCUCAUCACCUUCUCUUCUUGAACUUGAAGUAAAUCCAGAUGACGGCGGAAGUCUGAAUGGCAAAUGCUCGACAGAUCCUGAGAUCGGAGAGGAUCCAGAAGUUUCAUUGAAUCCUCGUCGCCAUUCUUACCUCCAGCCACGGAGCUCAACUCAAAAACAUAAUUACAUGACUUUCACAGUUGUAGAUACCAGCUUGUAUACCGGGGAAGGAAUAGUUAGAGUAAGGGAACUCAGGAGUUUGCCUAUUGUCCCUCUCAGUUUCACUCCAUGUGGUCCUCGUAGUGAAGAGAGUAGUUCAGAUAGUGUGGAAGGAGGGUCUGUUGAAACAUAUUAUGGUCAACCAAAUGAUGGUUUUGAUGUACUAAACAACCAACUGUCAAAUGGACCGGUUUCUGUGGUUAUGGAAGAAGUAAGCACUUUAGACACUCAAUUGCCCGAUAUUUCAUGUUUAAAGAACUAUAAAGAAGAACAAAGCAGUUGUGAUAAGAAUGCCAAUGUCUGCCAAGUGUCUAGCCAAACUAUGGAUGUUCAAUCUAGCCAUGAGGUGAAACUCCAUGAGAUGUCAAAUUUAUCAUCGAUUACCAACUACAAAGAGUCCAUCCAUAAUAGUCAAAGCACGGUGAUAGAUGAAUUAUUAAACCGAGGAGAAAUUGGUCAUUCAUCAUUUGUAGUUGGACUGUCUCAUAGCUCAUUGUCUGACAGUUCUGCUGCGUGCGACAGUGAAAAAAGUAGUGAAAGAAAUCCAAUUAAGAAUACUCAUGGACCAGCCCAAUCAGUCGACAAUUCUAGUGUCAUUCCUGACAAACAGUUUAUUAAAAAUGUGUUGCAUAAAUGUGAUAAUAUUGUACCUGGUGCGAAACCUUCUUCUCCGUCUGAAGGUGCCGCCAUUACAGCAAACCAGCCAGCCAUAGCAAGCAGGAGGCAAAGCACCAGAAACAGGCCAAGUGCAAAAGUGUUGGAGGCAUUUGCAUAUGGAUUCCUCGGUACAAGCAAUAAGAGAAAGGGUGGUAAUGGUUCAACAGCAACAGCUUCUAGGCGUGUGCGUAGGAAGAACAAAGAUUCGAUUCCUUUAGAAACUGUGGCUGUAGAUCAUAAUAAUUUUGUGUGUCACAUGGAAGCAAACAUGGACGGCACACAUAAUGAUAACAUGGAGAUGCUUGGUAAGUCAGAUAACUUUGUAGUUCAUGAGUUUCAGGUGAUGCAGUCAGAUAUGUAGGCCGAAUGAAAAUCGAGGUAACCUUUGAGUUAUUAUUCGGAUCUGUGAAGAUAUAAAUUGUAAGUUUUUGUGUUUCUUUUCAUUUAAAGUUUAAAUAUCUGAAGCAGAAAGCAUACAGGUAUAGUUUUAUUCUCCUCUUUAGCUGUAAUAAAUUUAGAUUUGAAUUCUACUUUAUUAGGGGUUUAUUCAAAGAAAGAUCAAGUAUCAAUAUGUAUUAGAAGAGUGUCAGUCAUUUUUGCAUUUGUCUAACUAGUAUUCCACUCGUGUGUUGCCG
This is a messenger RNA of Cuscuta epithymum, 2971 nucleotides long. The record is from the annotation of a GenBank genome assembly. Lineage: Eukaryota; Viridiplantae; Streptophyta; Magnoliopsida; Solanales; Convolvulaceae.